GCUCUCAAACUUCAGUGUGCAGCCUGAAAGCGGAGGACGAAGAGUCUGAGCCAGCAGACACACGGACACACAGACACUGAGACAAGCAGGCAGUCAGUUCGUCAGACGGGCAGACGCAGAGACAGAGAGCCGCUGAAGGAGCUCUGUGACCGGGCUGCAGCCGCUCUGAUAACCGUCGUACCCGCGGCGAGGAUUUACUCUCCUUCUUUUUUUUUGGUGACUUUUUUUCCUCCGUCGUUUGUCGAAGUUUCCGAUAAUAGUCAUGGACUUUACUGUCGCCUCUCCGUGGGAUUAACCGUCUCAGUUUAAGACUGAAUUAUUAAACAGUGUUUCAGUGUGUGUGUGUGAGAGCGAGAGUGUGUGCAGCUGUUAUUUUUGGAGUGUUUUUCUGACGGACCGUAAAGGCAGCACUUGGAUCUGCCCCUCGGCAUGGGGAAAUAGCGGGGAUCUGAGACUGUAUCCGACCCCGUGAUUUUGACUUUUUCAUGGUCGUCUUUUAAAGAAAGAGCUGGGCUUCUUCUCAAACAUUGAGCAUGGAUGGUUGUCUGUUAAAGGUGUCUGUUUUCCUCUGGUGUCUGCUGGUGAUUUCUGGCUCCAGCUUUGAGAUUGGCUCCUAUGACCUGGAGCGAGGCAGACCGGCCAAGUGUGAGCCCAUUGUGAUCCCCAUGUGCCAGGGCAUCGGCUACAACCUGACCCGGAUGCCCAACUUCAUGGACCAUGAUGACCAGAAGGAGGCUGCCAUUAAGCUCAAUGAGUUUGCCCCACUGGUGGCGUACGGCUGUGAUGUGCACCUCCGCUUCUUCCUGUGCUCUCUCUACGCCCCCAUGUGCACCGACAAAGUGUCAACCUCCAUCCCGGCCUGCAGACCCAUGUGCGAGCAGGCCAGGGAGAGGUGUGCGCCCAUCAUGAAGAAGUUCAGCUACACCUGGCCUGACUCGCUUGACUGCUCCAAGCUGCCCACUAGAAAUGACCCCAACGCUCUGUGCAUGGAGGCCCCCGAGAACGAAACCAGGACGGAGGGCAAGAAAGGCGAGGGCAUGCUUCCUGUGCCCCCUCGCCCGAGGCAGCCGAGCACCAGCAGCGGCCGCUCACCGGGCAGCAUAGGCUCCUGUGAGAAUCCAGACAAGUUCCAGUUUGUGGAGAAGAGCCAGUCGUGUGCACCACGCUGCUCCCCUGCUGUGGACGUCUACUGGUCCAGACAGGACAAAGACUUUGCCUUCAUCUGGAUGACCGUGUGGUCCAUCCUCUGCUUUGUCUCCACUGCCUUCACUGUGCUGACCUUUCUCCUGGAGCCUCACCGCUUCCAGUACCCGGAGCGGCCCAUCAUCUUCCUCUCCAUGUGCUACAACGUCUACUCUGUGGCCUUCAUCAUACGCUCGGUGGCCGGGGCUGAGAACAUCGCCUGCGACCGUGAGCACGGCGAGCUGUACAUCAUCCAGGAGGGGCUGGAGUCUACUGGCUGCACCAUCGUCUUCCUCAUCCUCUACUACUUCGGUAUGGCGUCGUCCAUCUGGUGGGUCAUCCUCACCCUCACCUGGUUUCUCGCUGCGGGGAAGAAAUGGGGUCAUGAGGCUAUCGAAGCCCACAGCAACUACUUCCACAUGGCUGCGUGGGGAAUCCCUGCCUUAAAGACUAUCAUCAUCCUCACAAUGAGGAAGGUGGCAGGGGAUGAGCUAACAGGACUGUGCUAUGUAGGGAGUAUGGAUUCUGCGGCCCUCACUGGCUUCGUCCUCAUCCCUCUCUCCUGCUAUCUGGUCAUCGGCACCUCCUUCAUCCUCACGGGCUUUGUGGCGCUCUUCCACAUCCGCAAGGUGAUGAAGACCGAGGGCACCAACACGGAGAAGCUAGAGAAGCUCAUGGUGAAAAUCGGCAUCUACUCCAUCCUCUACACUGUGCCCGCCACCUGCGUCAUCGUCUGCUACUUCUACGAGCGUCUCAACAUGGACUACUGGAAGCUGAGGGGGCUGCAGAUGAAGUGCGGCUCAUUCAGCGGUCACAGCGGCGACUGCUCGCUGCAGGAGUCCGUGCCCACCGUGGCUGUGUUCAUGCUGAAGAUCUUCAUGUCGCUGGUGGUCGGCAUCACCAGCGGCGUGUGGGUGUGGAGCUCAAAGACCUUGCAGACCUGGCAGGGCCUGUGCAGCAGGAAGCUGACGGACAGGACUAGUAGUAGGAAGCCGUGCAGCGGCGUGAGCUGCGGUAGCACACACUGCCACUACAAAUCUCCUGCUGUGGUUCUGCACAUGGCCAAGACUGACCUGCACUCCGACAACCCCACACAUGUCUGAGAGGCAGCACACACACACACACACACACACACACACGCUGCCUAUCUGAAAGCACAUACACUCAUAGACACACACACAUAGAUAAUGCCCUGUGUAAGGAGCUGCUAAAGACUUUAUAAGAAGAGUGGAUGAAUUGAACAGUCGCUUACUGUUCUGCUGCUGCCAAGGGACACACAGGUACAGGCAUCACUAUGGGAAGCUCGUCCUAAACAGCAUUGAAAAGCAUAAAGGGAAAUGUUCAGUAUUGUUAUACACAUUAUUGUUCCUGUUCAUACUGUUCCGUACAGUCGACAUGCCCAAUGUUGCAAAGCCAAAAAAAAAGAAAAGAGAAAAAAAAGACUGUUAUAGGAGGCAUCUUUGAAAAUAUUAGCACAUCCUCCUUCCAGAAAGUGGCAUGCUAAACUGUAUAAAUCUGUAUAAAUGUUUUAUUUAUUGUAAAUAUAUUUAAUUUAAAGUCCCCCCCCCUUGUCUCUUAUCAGAGUUGUUAAGAUACAGUUAUUAAAGGUCAAGGGAAAUUAAGUGCCUUUUAUAAGAACUCUGGUUAUGGCCUUUUUUGGAGGAUGAAAUAAAUUUGUGGAGUUCAUGUUCAACUGUC
Messenger RNA from Solea solea (common sole), 2880 nucleotides. RefSeq names its product frizzled class receptor 9b (gene fzd9b). Bases 534 to 2285 code for a protein of 583 amino acids. NCBI's taxonomy places the organism in Eukaryota, Metazoa, Chordata, Actinopteri, Pleuronectiformes, Soleidae. Gene Ontology annotation, biological process: non-canonical Wnt signaling pathway; canonical Wnt signaling pathway. Gene Ontology annotation, molecular function: Wnt receptor activity; Wnt-protein binding. The transcript has a single exon. Gene Ontology annotation, cellular component: plasma membrane. The record is from RefSeq and is a predicted model, not a curated record.